Molecule: messenger RNA, 384 nt
Organism: Diatraea saccharalis (sugarcane borer)
Lineage: Eukaryota; Metazoa; Arthropoda; Insecta; Lepidoptera; Crambidae
Source: the annotation of a GenBank genome assembly
AUGAAGCUUAUCUUCAUGGUUUUAAUCCUUCUACAUCUACAUCCGCAGGCGCAGGUUUUUGAUACAGAGCAGAGACAAUUUUUAGAGAUUGAUGAAAUUGAAUCCAUUGUAACUCAAUAUGGAGAUAUAUUUGAUGCACAAGAAUCACGUGAAUUACUUCGUGAUGCCAAUGUGCGUGGCGAUGGAAAUGUAUAUUAUGAAUAUUUUAUAGACAGUAUGUUUAGCUUGGCACCGGAACUAAAUGAUAUAGCAGUAGAUUAUCUCUAUGAAAACCCUGAUGAAGACCCAUCAGUUCCUCCUGAAAUUGUAGAAGAAGACGAACCACCACCACCGCCACCGCCCCCUCCUCCCGCUCCGUCUAAAAAGGACAAGAAAAAAAAGUAA